AUGGACCAGCUGGAGGUGCAUUGGCGAACCUGCCGAAAGAACAACCGAGCCCAAGGCGAGGAAGGGAACGGACGAGCCAGAUGGAGCACCUGUACCGCGAGGCUCGAUCCCGCCUACCGUGUCCGACGCGACGCCCAGCGCGACCUCGAGGUGCUCGCGUCCGGCGGCGGCCUACUGGCCGACUCGGCGGCCGCCGACGUGCUCGGCACCGACGAGAAGGGCCGGUCUUACAAGUACCCGCUGCCCGCGCCCCUGCCGGAGAACAGCAAGCUUCAAGCCCGGUAUCACCCUGUGCUGGAGCAGCUGACGAACGUCAUGAUGAGGCACGGCAAGAAGAGCGUCGCGCAAAGGAACAUGGCCAUGAUCCUCAACCACCUCCGCACGGCGCCGGCCCCGAUCCUCAGCACCAAGAACCCCCUCAUGGCGGGCCACCCGCCGGGCUCGCACUUCCCCCUCAACCCCGUCAUGUACCUGACCAUCGUCAUUGACAGCGUGGCGCCCCUCGUCAAGGUCCGGUACAUCCCCGGCGCCGCGGGCGGUGGCCGCGCCCUCGAGAUGCCCGGCCCGCUCGCUGUGCGACAGCGCCGCCGCCUGGCGUUCCAGUGGAUCCUCGACGCCGUCGCCAAGAAGAGGUCGACGGGCAGCGGCCGGACGCAGCUCGCGCACCGCAUCGCCAACGAGAUCAUCGCCAUUGCCGAGGGUCGGUCCGGCGUCUGGGAGAAGCGGAUUGCCGUGCACAAGCUCGCCACGUCGACGCGAGCUAACCUGACGGCGCAGCAGGUCAGGACCGGCACCGAUGGGUUUCCAAUGAUGAGAAGCUUGUGCCAUGUCACUUCGGUUUGGGUCCUGCUGUUUCGCCAGAGUGCUGAAGCGACACUUCAUCCGCCAGCCAUGUCAUCUCCGGCUUAG
This is a messenger RNA of Verticillium alfalfae VaMs.102, 909 nucleotides long. RefSeq lists its product as hypothetical. The transcript is spliced from 6 exons. NCBI's taxonomy places the organism in Eukaryota, Fungi, Ascomycota, Sordariomycetes, Glomerellales, Plectosphaerellaceae. Gene Ontology annotation, biological process: translation; ribosomal small subunit assembly. The record is from RefSeq and is a predicted model, not a curated record. Gene Ontology annotation, cellular component: ribosome. Gene Ontology annotation, molecular function: structural constituent of ribosome; rRNA binding; mRNA binding. The coding region runs from base 1 to 909 and encodes 302 amino acids.